Penicillium cataractarum is the source of this 3276-nucleotide messenger RNA. RefSeq names its product putative ATP-dependent permease ADP1. Lineage: Eukaryota; Fungi; Ascomycota; Eurotiomycetes; Eurotiales; Aspergillaceae. Gene Ontology annotation, molecular function: ATP hydrolysis activity; ABC-type transporter activity; ATP binding. The transcript is spliced from 3 exons. The record is from RefSeq and is a predicted model, not a curated record. Bases 1 to 3276 code for a protein of 1091 amino acids. Gene Ontology annotation, cellular component: membrane.
AUGCGGUCGGCAUCCGCAUUCCUUCUCACGGUAAUCGCUCUGGUCUGCUGCUUUCUCUCGGCAGCAGCCUGGAGCGAUGUCUACGAUGUAACUCUCGUUCCUCGAUCCCCUUAUCCUCUCCUGGACGACAGGCCCCCCGAGUGUCCGCCCUGCUUCAACUGCCAGCUCGACUCUUACAACUGUACCCACUUCGCGCCCUGCAACAAGUACAAUGGCAAAUGCUCUUGUCCGCCGGGCUUUGGAGGAGAUGACUGCUCGACUCCCGUGUGUGGCUCCCUGGCCGAUGGCGAAAACCGCCCGAGGCGCGAAGGUGACACCUGUAGCUGCAAAGACGGCUGGACCGGUAUCAACUGCAACGUCUGCGAGUCGGACAAUGCCUGCAAUGCCAUGAUGCCCGAAGGCGAGGGCGGCAGGUGCUACAAGCAAGGUGUCACCGUCAAGGAGAACUUCCAGAUGUGUGAUGUAACAAAUCGCAAGAUCGUGGACCAGCUUGAUGGCCGGAAACCGCAAGUGACCUUCUCUUGUAAGGAGGAGGAUAAAACCUGCAACUUCCAAUUCUGGGUAGGCCAAAAGGAAUCGUUCUACUGUGGCCUCGACACCUGCGAGUGGGGCAUGGAGAAUGGUUACGAUACAAACACUACAAACUACAAGUGUGAGAAUGCCCAUUGCAGCUGCAUCAAGGACCGGUUCCUAUGUGGUGAAAAUGGGUCUAUCGAUCUCAGUGUCUUCCUUGACCAGGUCAUUAAAGGCCCCGCCACUUUCUCUACCGUGUCUACUGCACAAGGCUCCAAGAGCAUCUUCUCAGAACCCGAGAUGAACAACCUGAUCAGUGGUGUCUUUGGUGACCCAAGCAUCUUCUUAUCCUGCAACUCUGGCGAGUGUCUGUAUAAGACCGAUGAACCAGGCUAUGAGCGACCAAUCAAGAAGAUCAACACUCCUCUGAUUGCUAGCGUGAUUGCGGGUUGCUCACUCUUCGUUGUUGCCGUGAUCUUACUCGUCUGGUAUCUGUCCCGUCGUGCUGCUCGCCGGGGCUACCUUCGUCUGUCUCUAUCCGACGAUUCUGAUGACGAAUCAGCUAAGCUUCUUGCUGAGCACCGACCUGCGGCACUCUACUGGGAUAAUGUGUCUUACUACCUCAACGGCAAAGAGAUUCUCUCUGGCAUCCAUGGUGCAUCGGGACCAGGACAGAUCACUGCGAUCAUGGGUGCAUCUGGUGCAGGCAAGACCACUUUCCUAGACCUGCUAGCCCGGAAGAACAAGCGCGGCGCCGUGCACGGAAACUUCUAUGUGAAUGGCGAGAAAUUGGACGACAGCGAAUUCAAGAGCAUGGUGGGCUUCGUUGACCAAGAAGACACGAUGCUGCCAACUUUGACCGUUCACGAAACUAUUUUGACAAGUGCUCUUCUCAGACUUCCACGGGAUAUGAGUCGAGCCGCCAAGGAGCAGAAAGUCCUAGAGGUGGAGAAGCAGCUUGGAAUUUACCACAUCAGGGAUCAGUUGAUUGGCUCGGAAGAAGGCAAGGGUCGUGGUAUCUCCGGUGGUGAGAAACGCCGCGUCGGUAUUGCUUGCGAGCUGGUCACCAGUCCCAGCAUUCUUUUCUUGGAUGAGCCUACUAGCGGAUUGGAUGCAUACAACGCAUUCAAUGUGGUCGAAUGCCUGGUCACUUUGGCCAAGACCUACAACCGCACCGUCAUUUUCACCAUUCAUCAACCGCGCUCCAACAUCGUUGCUCUCUUUGACCGACUCAUCCUUCUUGCGGGUGGCCGCACAGUCUAUUCCGGUCCUUUCUCCACGUGCCAGCAAUACUUUGAUCAUAUUGGAUAUUCUUGCCCGCCUGGGUUCAAUAUUGCGGACUAUCUCGUCGAUCUGACGAUGCAUGCAAGCGUGGCGAACUCUUACUCUGACGAAAUCGGAUCUGCAGUGGAUGGACAAAACGGCCCGCCCAAGACUGCUUCAAGCAGCCUCCGAGCGGUCAAGUCCGUCGCCAGUGCGUCCAAUGUAAGCAUUGAUGACAACUUGAGUACAGCAGCAGAACCAACAAGGAGACCGAAGAGUGGCCGGCGUGUGUCUGUCAAGCAGCAGCAAGACCGUCAGCUUUACUCCCGGCGAAAGGAUCAAGAACAACGUCCCCUUACACCAAAGACCGAUGAGGAGGAUGCUACCCUUGAUGUGGCGGAGAACACCCAACAAUGGCUUCGUCUGCAUCGCCAACAAGGCCAUGUUCCCCCGCAGAUUCUCGACGAUCCUGACCAGCUGCCUCCCCCAGCACCUGGUCAAACUGAUCUCGAUAUUCUGGUUGCCAGCUACGCUAGUUCUGACGUCUCCCGCUCAGUCCAAGACGAGAUUGUGUCUGCCGUUCAGUCCGCACAGAGUGCGAAUGGCUCCAACAACUCGCAUCUGACGAAUGGUUCCGGGAUCGGGCAGAUGAGCUAUGCUCGGGUCAGUCUGGCUCGGCAGUUCCUGAUCCUGUCGCAGCGCACAUGGCGUAAUCUCUACCGUAAUCCGAUGCUCAUGCUCACUCACUAUGCUAUCGCCAUUCUGCUUGCCGUUCUCUCCGGAUACCUAUUCUACGGGUUGACGGACGAUAUUAAGGGUUUCCAGAACCGACUGGGUCUUUUCUUCUUCAUUCUGGCUUUGUUCGGCUUCAGUACCCUCACGAGUCUGACGGUCUUCUCCACCGAGCGACUGUUAUUCGUCCGCGAGCGAGCCAAUGGCUACUACCACCCGGUCACCUACUUUGCCGCCAAGGUUGUAUUUGAUAUAGUACCGCUCCGGCUCAUCCCACCCAUCAUCAUGGGUAUCAUUGUCUACCCCAUGACUGGAUUGAUCCCCGCAUGGCCCGAGUUCCUGCGCUUCAUGCUAGUUCUGGUCCUAUUCAACCUUGCCGCUGCUUGCAUCUGCCUGUUUAUUGGUAUUAUCUUCCGAGAUGGCGGCGUGGCAAAUCUGAUUGGCAGUCUUGUCAUGCUUUUCAGCUUGCUCUUUGCUGGUCUUUUGCUCAACCACGAUGCGAUUCCCGCCUCUGCUUUGUGGUUGCAAAGCCUGUCCAUCUUCCAUUAUGGCUUCGAAGCUCUUAUCGUUAACGAGGUCACCUUCCUCACCUUGAUUGACCACAAGUAUGGUCUAGACAUCGAGGUUCCCGGAGCGUCCAUCCUGAGCGCAUUUGGCUUCAACACCCUUGCUUACUGGCAUGAUGUGGUCGGCCUCGCUGUGAUUUCUGGGGCCUUUAUCAUCAUUGCAUACGGAGCGAUGCAUUUCCUGCUUAUCGAGAAGCGAUAG